Archocentrus centrarchus (flier cichlid) is the source of this 1249-nucleotide messenger RNA. It is a transcript of the gene cibar1, whose product is annotated as CBY1 interacting BAR domain containing 1. Lineage: Eukaryota; Metazoa; Chordata; Actinopteri; Cichliformes; Cichlidae. Gene Ontology annotation, biological process: cilium assembly. The record is from RefSeq and is a predicted model, not a curated record. Bases 130 to 1020 code for a protein of 296 amino acids. Gene Ontology annotation, cellular component: ciliary basal body; ciliary transition zone. The transcript is spliced from 9 exons.
AUGUUGGAAGGACUCCAUGGAAACGGUGUGCUUGCCUGAUAGAAAAUAGCAUACAUAGGUAGCUAGCUAACGUUAAAUCAGGGUUUGUAACAAGGCGGGUGUACACGAACUUAUUGUAUCCUUGCGAAAAUGAGCCGUACACCUGAUGCGAGAGAAAGGGAUAACCAGACAAGAAGGAUCCAGGAGAAGAUCACCAAUGUGGAGAAACAUUUUGGAGACAUGUGCCAACUCUUUGCUGCCUAUGUCCGUAAGACGGCCAGGGUAAGAGACAAGGCUGACCUUCUGGUUCGGGAAAUUGGCUUGUAUGCAGACAUCGAAACACCAAGUCUCAAGAGGGGGAUGAAGCAGUAUGCCGACCAUCUGGCCAAGAUUCAAGAUUAUCGCCAUGCUCAGGUGCAAAGACUUGAAUCCAAAGUCAUAGAGCCAUUAAAAAGCUAUGGCUCUGUAGUGAAACAGAAAAGGGAGGAUCUGAAGGCAACUCAGAGUGCCAGAGACAGAGAAGCCAAACAGAUGGCUCAGCUCGAGAGGACCAGACAGAGAAACCCCUCAGACAGGCAGAUCAUUUCUCAGGCUGAAAGUGAACUCCAGAGAGCCACCAUGGAUGCCACACGCACCACCAAGCAGCUGGAGGAGACUAUAGAUGAGUUUGAGAGGCAGAAGAUCCAAGACAUCAAGAAAAUCUUUUGUGAGUUUGUGACAGUGGAGAUGUCAUUCCAUGCCAAGGCUUUGGAGGUGUACACCCUGGCCUACCAAAGCAUUCAAAGUGUGGAUGAGGAAGAGGACCUGGAGGUGUUCAGGACCUCACUGCACCCACCUGACUACCAGUCACGCUUGGACAUAGUGCGAGCUAAUUCCAAAACUUCCCUUGAUCGGACCGGGUCCUUCCUGAGCUCAUCAGGGACCUUACAGCAACAAAGAGCUGGUAGUCAUCAGACAAGAAAAGAAGAGGAGGAGGAGGAUGACGAUGAAUCUGAAGAGGAUGUCGAUGAGGAUGAAGAGGACACAGAUGAUGAAAAUUAAACUCAGAUUCUCUGGGUUUGAUUUUUAUGACGACAAAAGGGUUAAAAGGUGAUUCAUAAAAUAAAAGCUAUUCAACCAUCUGGUCAGUGUUGUACUGGUACUGUUGUAGUCCUGUGAUGCUUUGUAAGAGUUCUGUAUCCCUGUUACAAUUUGUAAUCCAGGCAAGUCUUGUCUUAGCUCGAUUUUUCUAUAAACACGAUAAAAUGUGCAUUACUGGUCACUUGCAUUU